Molecule: messenger RNA, 1704 nt
Organism: Aplosporella prunicola CBS 121167
Lineage: Eukaryota; Fungi; Ascomycota; Dothideomycetes; Botryosphaeriales; Aplosporellaceae
Exons: 5
Coding region: 1-1704 (567 amino acids)
Molecular function (GO): NADH dehydrogenase activity
Source: RefSeq, a predicted model, not a curated record
AUGAGGCCCUUCGCAAGCGCCUUUGGGGCAAUGCGUCAGGCUGGCCGUCGCACUGUUUCCAAUGCGCGUCCCUCCAUCGCCCCUAGAGAUACCUUCCGCCGCAACCCGUCCCUGUGCAGAACCUACGCCGACUCGGUCAGCCCCGAGACCAAGGCCAAGGUCAAGAAGGGUGGCUUCAGGUUCUUUCGCUGGACCUGGCGCCUGACGUAUUUGUCGGCGCUGGCAGGAGUUGGCUACACCAGCUAUGUCGUCUACCAAAUGCGCAACCCGGCCGACCAGCCUGACCCGGACCCGAGCAAGAAGACGCUCGUCAUUCUCGGUACCGGUUGGGGCUCUGUCUCCCUCCUGAAGAAACUCGAUACGGAAAACUACAAUGUCGUCGUCAUCUCUCCCCGCAACUACUUCCUGUUUACCCCGCUGCUCCCGUCAUGCACUACCGGUACUAUCGAACAUCGCUCUAUCAUGGAACCGAUUCGUAAUUUCCUGCGCCACAAGAAGGCCGCCGUCAAGUACUACGAGGCCGAGGCUACCAAGGUUGAUUACGAAAAGAAGGUUGUCUACAUCAACGACGAGUCCGAGAUCAAGGGCGAUGUCUCCGCUACUGAAGUUCCUUUCGAUAUGCUCGUUGUUGGCGUCGGUGCUGAGAACGCGACUUUCGGUAUCCCUGGUGUCCGCGAACACGGUCUCUUCCUGAAGGAGGUCGGCGAUGCCCAGCGCAUUCGUAAGCGUAUCAUGGACUGCUGUGAAACUGCCAUCUUCAAGGAUCAGGACCCCGAGGAGGUUAAGCGUCUUCUUCACAUGGUUGUUGUCGGUGGUGGCCCCACUGGCGUCGAGUUCGCCGGUGAACUGCAGGACUUCUUCAACGACGACCUCAAGAAAUGGAUUCCGGAUAUCAAGGAGAACUUCAAUGUCACUCUCGUCGAGGCCCUUCCUAACGUCCUUCCCAUGUUCUCUAAGCAACUGAUUGAAUACACCGAGAAGACCUUCAAGGAGGAGACUAUCAAGAUUCGUACUAAGACUAUGGUCAAGAGGGUCACUGAUAAGUUCAUCGAGGCUGAGUCUACCGGUCCCGACGGCAAGAAGCAGCUCGAACGCAUCCCCUACGGUCUUCUUGUUUGGGCUACUGGCAAUGCUCUGCGCCCCGUCGUCAAGGAUCUCAUGUCUCAAAUCCCCGCUCAGAAGGACUCUCGCCGUGGUCUCGCCGUCAAUGAAUACCUCGUCGUAAAGGGAACUGAGAACAUCUGGGCUGUUGGUGACUGCGCUGUCGCCAACUAUGCUCCCACUGCUCAGGUCGCUGCCCAGGAAGGCUCUUUCCUCGCUCGCUUGUUCAACCAGAUGGCCAAGACUGAGCAGAUCGAGGAAGAGCUGAAGAAGCUCUCUACUGCUCAGGAGAAGGCUCCCAGCAAGGAUGAUCGCGACCGGGUUUUCGCUAAUAUCAAGGAUCUGCAGAAGCGUCUGCGCCGCGUCAAGCAGAUGGGCCCGUUCGAAUACUCUCACCAAGGCAGUCUCGCCUACAUUGGUAGCGAGAAGGCUGUUGCUGAUAUCUCCUGGUUGACUGGUAACUUUGCCACUGGUGGUACUCUGACCUACUUCUUCUGGAGGAGUGCCUACCUGAGCAUGUGCUUCAGCACCCGCAACCGUGUUCUCGUCCUGGUCGAUUGGGUCAAGGCCAAGGUGUUUGGCCGUGACGUCUCCAGGGAAUAA